AUGAAGGCCUCCGUCGUUGCAUUCACCGCGCUCUUGGGCCUGGCCUCUGCCCAGAACGCCGUCGUCAUGAACACUUGCCCCACGGCCAUCUAUGUCCAGUCUUUCCCCUAUGAUGGAAGUGCAGCCGGCCCUCUUACCACUGUUCAGCCUGGCAAGUCCUUCUCUGAGCCGUUCAGAGCUAGCGGUUCGACUGUCAAGAUUGCCAAGACCAAGACGCUUGACAAGCCUUUGUUCUUUGGGUAUUCAUUCUCCUCAAACCCCGACUAUGCGUACUAUGAGUUCAGCACGGAAUGGGGCAACCCGUUUGCCGCAAGCCACAACACUCUGACCCCAGGCGAUGGCUGCGAAGUCUUUGACUGUCAGGCAAACGAUGCGGGCUGCUACAGCACACCUGCCCACAAGAAAGUCUAUGGCUGCCCUCAGCCAGUCAAUCUGACUGCCCAACUUUGCAAGUAG
Molecule: messenger RNA, 456 nt
Organism: Metarhizium robertsii ARSEF 23
Lineage: Eukaryota; Fungi; Ascomycota; Sordariomycetes; Hypocreales; Clavicipitaceae
Product: 16 kDa allergen
Exons: 3
Coding region: 1-456 (151 amino acids)
Source: RefSeq, a predicted model, not a curated record